Messenger RNA from Oncorhynchus kisutch (coho salmon), 2301 nucleotides. RefSeq names its product E3 ubiquitin-protein ligase TRIM39-like. The record is from RefSeq and is a predicted model, not a curated record. Gene Ontology annotation, molecular function: protein binding. Bases 319 to 1869 code for a protein of 516 amino acids. Lineage: Eukaryota; Metazoa; Chordata; Actinopteri; Salmoniformes; Salmonidae. The transcript has 2 exons.
CGCCCAGGUAACGUGCAACAUAUCAGUAAGUAGGCAAAUAUUUCUUAUCGUCAUGGACAGGCUGGCGCUUGGUAGAAGUAGGCUAUGGCUAAUUUAAGACAACUAUACAUUUUAUACAGUUUGCGUUUGACUAUUUAACCUUCAGGCCUAACAAUCUACAUGGGAUGUUUGCGCUGUCAUUCAAAAUACGUGCUCUGAACAUGACAGUUCCUCACCUGCCAAUCCAAAAAUUUCCUACGCAUUGCGUGUGAGAAAACAAAUAUUGCAUUAUAAAUUCAGUCAUCACUAACAAACAACAGGAUUGUAGAGCCUGCCAACAUGUCACUGUGUGAGACUGAAGGACCCUUGCUGCUGGACCUGAGCUGCCCUAUCUGUCUGCAACUCCUCUCUGACCCCAAGUCCCUGCCCUGCGGCCACGUCUACUGCUUGGCCUGCCUUGGGAAGUACAUGGACACUGACAUGGCCAGCCACUUCUGCCCUGAGUGCCAGGUCGAGUUCCAGUUCUCCCAGGCCAUUGGGAAUAACUUCAAGAUGUGCAGCAUCAUAGAGAGCUACGAAGCCACCACUGCAGGAAAGGUCAGCUCCGUCACAGAUGGAGAUGGUGGUGAUUGCCACCAAGGGGUAGUGUCACCUGACCAGAGCAACGAUGAGACGUCUGAGUGUUUAUUAAACAUAGAGCAACAGGAGCCACAUCAUACAGGGAAGGAGGCCUCUGAGACAGGCUUGGGAGAUACGUCUGCAGUGUCCCCUACUCCUCAGAAGGAAGAACUGCUGGUGGAUGUAAGGACCAAGACGGAGAUGGCGAUGAUGGACAAGUCUAAAUUACUAUUAGCAUCUCAGGUAACGGAGCUGACGCUGAGGCUUCAGUUGGCUGAGGACCGACUGAGGGAGGAGGAGGCGAGGGAGGCCGAGGUCAGGACCACCAACGCCCUGUUGAGAAAAAGGGCGGCCAAGCUGCUAGAGCAGAUGUCGGAGCUGACUCUCAACUAUGUUAGUGGGAUGACGGAGUUGAUCGAGAUGGAACUGUGUCCCAGUGAGGAGAGCAUGGGCGGACGUGUGUGCCAAGCGUCUGAGCUCAGGGAGAAGUUGAGGGAGGCCCAGCUCCGAGCCAAAUCACUCCUGACCGAGCAAGACAGUGGGGUGUUCAGUGACGGGCUUCAGGCGGAACAACCGCACAUCAUGAGGCUGAUGGUCCAGAAACCUCUAGAGGAGUUGGACAACAAGUCAAAAGUGAACCCGGGCCGUGCUUGCGCUGAGCUGGAACGGAGGAGUGCGGAGUUAAGGGCAGGAGUCGGGGCGGCCCAGCGCUCUCUGCGCUGCGUCCUCAACCCCUCAGAGGUGACCUUUGACUUAGACACGGCCCACCCCAGCCUGGUCCUGUCAGAGGACCUGAAGACGGUGACCUUCAGCACCAAAAAGCAGCCCUACCCGGCCCUGCCAACAAGGUUCAGUAGCUUCCUCCAGGUUCUGAGCACUCAGAGCUUUUGGGGAGGCGAGCAUCGCUGGGAGGUGGAGCUGGACGGAUAUUCUCCGUGGAUAAUUGGGGUGUGCUACAGUGAGGCGGUAGCACGCAGCGGGCUAACAAGCGCCCUGGAGAGCAGCCAGGGCUCCUGGUGCCUGAUGUGGUUCAACAACCUGCUGAGGGCCUUCGAGCAGAGCCAUGACAUCCCCCUGAAGAGAACCCUGGCAGUACACAGACUGGAGAUCACGUUGAGCUUUAAGACUCAGAGGCUGAGCUUCUAUAACAUAAGCCAAUGCAGUGGGAAGACUCACGUGUAUACCUUUAAGGCGAACCUCACGGAGCCGGUGCAUCUGGCCUAUAGGAUGAUGUCAGGCCAACCGAAGGCACACAUAACAGUAUGCUCCUGAACUGUCAUUGGAACAAAAGAGAACCACAUACAAGAUUACAUUGACUCUUGUUUUUAUUAAUCCUCUAUUCAUUUCAAACUUUUUUGUUAUUUACAUGUAAUUGUGUUUGUGGAGACAGAGGUGUUUUUGUCUGUGAAUGACAGUAAAGAGAAAGAGUUCUGGUUUACAUCGAAUGACACAUGACCCUUUGGUAGCGUAGGCCUCAUUGAAAUGACCAAACUAAUUGAUUUCCCAACAUGAUUUACAAAUCUCCAACAAAUAUGCCCUUGUUCUUCAACGAAUGUAUGUUUUUGUCAAUAAAGAAACGGUUUGGGACAAUAAAUUGAUGAUACGUCAAACCAAUGACUGUAUACAGUUGCUAGUGAAAGCCUACACAGUCUUCACAUUUUGCUGCCUUAAAAUUAAAUCUCCGAAGAGAAUACAUUUGACAUU